Messenger RNA from Ascochyta rabiei, 2811 nucleotides. RefSeq lists its product as uncharacterized. The coding region runs from base 1 to 2811 and encodes 936 amino acids. The record is from RefSeq and is a predicted model, not a curated record. NCBI's taxonomy places the organism in Eukaryota, Fungi, Ascomycota, Dothideomycetes, Pleosporales, Didymellaceae. The transcript has a single exon.
AUGGAGUCUGCCACAAGAUACAUUCCAAGUCGACCCUCGUUCGUCAUUCUCGCCCUGGUCUCUUUACUUUGUACUUGGCUGCAUGCGUUGACGCUGCAGCAACUGUUCUUCGCCUUAAUUACACUCGAGCUUGCAUAUACAUGGACACAUCACCAAAUCAAUGCAGGAUCGGAUUUGCGCUACGUGUUUUAUAAUUUAGAUGUUAUGGAUUAUUCCACCGACGAUUGGCACCUUUCCACCCUUAUUCUCAUGAGACUACCAGUGUUGCGCAAAAUGCCCUGGCGACCGCGCAGAAAGAUUGGACGAUCGUUUCAGUUUUGGUUCACGAUGAUCUUGUAUGGCUCUCUUGUACUGUUAUGCAUAUGGUGGUACGGCAUCAAGACACUCAACUUUGUCAUGUAUCUCGAGACAACCGUGGUCUGGAAGCAAAAAAUGUUCUGCGCCCUUGGAAUGGACUCGCGGCUGACGGCCAAACAAACUCCGUUACACAAUUUGAAGCACAAUCCCAUCUGGGCGCUUUACAUGAUUUUGGAGACCUUGAUGUCUUUGAGUAGUAUUGGGAUCAACACAGACUCAAAAACGUGGGCUGCAUACUGGGCACACUUGCUGUGCAAUACAACUCUAUGCUUGUAUAUUGCGGUACCGAGACCGGCGCGGAUGUUGGCGAAGAAAGAGAUUACCCGUUCAUUUUUCGAUGCUGACGCGAGAACGUACUAUUGCACGGAGUGCAAAAGAACAAUGGACCAGAGACAAGAGGUGGUAAAAUCAGGGGGGGGGAUAGAAGAUAUCACACAUCACUUUUGGAAGUCGAACCUUCGACGAGCAGCAGAGAAAGGCUGCCGCAUUUGCGCUGCAGUAUGGCAACACUGGGUGCGAACACCGAUCAGCGCGCCCGCACUUCUUGGGUUUUGGCAACCCGUCACAUCCUACACCUGGAGCCGGGAUGGUCAACGGCUCGAAAUCAGCUCCAAACCCGCAGGCUGGUUCUUGACCACGUCUGAUAAGUUUGUUUUUCGUGUAUUUGACAUUCAGGAGAAUGAGCUUCAAUGGCGUUCUAUCAACAGAACCAUUGACUUGUGCACAUGGUCACCUCGGAUCAUUGAAAGGGCCAAAUUAUGGCUGUUAGAUUGCAUCUCCAACCAUGAGCGUUGCACUUCAUCAUUGCAAGACAAAAUCUACCUUCCCACACGCUUAGUGCGAAUUGCACAAGAGGCUCGAAAAUUGAAACUCAGCCUUUAUCAAACAGGAGCCAACACUGAGAAGAUCCGCUACGCGACUUUGAGCCACUGUUGGGGUAACAUCAAAGGUGGACAACUAAUCGCCGAGAACUACGAUGACUAUGUUUCCGACAUACCUACACAAUCACUCCCGCUCAACUUCCGACAUGCUGUGCGGAUCGCAGCAGAUCUUGGUCUUGAAUUCAUCUGGAUCGACUCUCUCUGCAUUGUACAAGGAUCAAAGAAAGAUUGGGACCAUGAAGCACCGACUAUGCGAUCCAUCUACGCCAAUUCCGUAUGCAAUAUUGCUGCUACAGAUGCGAGCGACAGUACACAAGGCCUUAUAUUCAAACGAGAUCCCAUCGCCAUACUCCCUUCGGCAUUUGGGAAAGAUAGAAGCGCAUUUUUGAGCAAUGAGACUGACCUCUUCGACCAUCCCCUGUAUCGUCGGGCUUGGGUGAUGCAGGAGUUACUUCUGGCGCCGCGGACACUUCAUUUUAGCAGAGCGCAGGUUCAUUGGAGCUGUAACACAGCCAAAGCAUCCGAGGUCUAUCCGAGCAUUAAUUUCGACUGGACUGCUGGCCAGAUUGAUCACCACCCUGCACGAAACUUUAGUGUCCUACAUGGAUCUAGCCAAUCCACUAUACUCAACGCAAGGAUGCUGGAAACGCAGUUCAAGGCUAUGCUUGGUUAUGACCAGACGGAAAUAGCCCAAUUUCCCUCCAACAAUGCUGAAUCGAGAUCUGUCCUGUACCCGAGAGCCGACUCUUCGGUGGCGCGUGUGUCCCAUUACGGAAAAGUUCGCUCCUUCGGACGCCAUCCCUUUAACCAAUGGGCAGCACUAGUUGAAUCGUACACUAAAAUGAACAUCACAAUGUCCAGCGAUCGACCUAUUGCACUACAUGGGGUCGUCACGCUCCUUACUCCCUACCUGGGCCAGUUCAUCGGCGGCGUAUGGCGCACAUUUCUGCCCAUGGAACUACUGUGGGAAACGCGCAUCACAUCAUGGAGACCAAGAACCUACCAAGCGCCCUCAUGGUCGUGGCUUUCCGUAGAAGGUCCCAUCACAUACUCGAGAUGUUUUCGGCACCACCCAGGCCAGACCUUCAUCGCAACCAUCACCGACAUGCACAUCGAGUACGACGAAAACAACAUGAUCGUAGCCACUCCACCAGCUUGGCUUCGCAUACGGGGCAAACUUGCCAAGGCUUAUUGGGAAGGUCAGGGGUUUCGAUAUAUACAUAAGGCCAAGGGCGUUCCCGUCAUUCGAGAAGUAUGCCCGGCGCAGGCCACGCAAGAGCCAGAGGGUGAAGAAGCCAGUUUCUUCUUUGACGAUGCUCGCUAUGCGCCGAGGCUGUUCUUCGACGAAUAUCAAGACAGAUAUCAUCUGGAUGAAGACAUCUAUUUGCUUGCUAUCAGACAUGCUUUCCCGGAAGACGACGUCGAUGAAGUGGGGUCGGUCGACGGCUUGGUACUCCGCCGAAGUGAAGGGUUGAGCCAUUUCACCCGGGUUGGCAUUUUUUCUGAUGCGCACUGUUUGCAACUCCUGCCUUUCUUUGAUUGUCUGAGUGAGAGCGAGAUCGUGAUCGUGUAG